Molecule: messenger RNA, 2327 nt
Organism: Dermacentor albipictus
Lineage: Eukaryota; Metazoa; Arthropoda; Arachnida; Ixodida; Ixodidae
Product: MFS-type transporter SLC18B1-like
Biological process (GO): transmembrane transport
Molecular function (GO): transmembrane transporter activity
Source: RefSeq, a predicted model, not a curated record
UCGCCAGCGCAGCGAUUCUUCCACUUCGAGAAGCCGCGGGUGGGUGCGACGUUAAGCCAUAGAGAAAGGUUAAGCGUCGACGGCGCAGCGGCCCGCCUUGGCUGUUUCGGCGGUUACUGGCUCCUCCGCGAAGGAAUGCGAUAUUUCGGGAAGUCGGGCCGAAGCCCGACAGCGAAGCUACCCUGAGUCAAAACAGGCACACCGCGCUGUCGACAUGCCCGGCCUUCAGCGGGCCGACAACGCAGCACCGUUGCUGUUCCGCGGAGAAGCGCACUUGUGGCAACACCGCGGAGUCGAGGCGCGCGUAGCGCCCCACGAGAAGCGCCUCGCGAGUCGCCCCGGCGAGUUGAGCGACUGAGACGCCCGUGGUCGAGCGGCGCACAAAGCUCCUCCCGCAGCCUCUGCGCCGGGAGGGCGACCAACCGCCGCUGCUACGAGUGGGGGACGGCUGCCAAGAAAGACGCGACGUCACCACAGCGCGCGCUGAAGAAGAGCGCACGCGUGCGCGACGCGCGCGGGGACGACGUUUAGCGGCGGCGACGUUUAGCGGCGGCGACCUUGUCGGGCUUAACCAACCUGUCCCGUCGGAGAAGAAGAACCCAUUCCUCCUCGGACUCUUUUGGCGGACUUCUUUAUUUUUUUUCGUUUAGUUUAUUCCGUGUCUACUUUUUCUUCAUUCGGCCGUCGGAAGAAUAGUGGUGGGACGAGUUGCGCAGAAAGGAGCGCCGACGGAAACACAAAUGACAGGGCGCCACAUGGAGCGCUGAACUCGGCUGGUGCCCGUUCACCAUGGGAACGUCGGUGCCGGCGCCAACGGGAGCCGACAACUCCCCGAGCGAAGGUCACCGCAAAUGCGUAGCCCUGUCGUCGCGCGACGAAGAGGACGCCGCCGCCGCCGCCGGUUUCGAGAAGGACUCGCGAGGCGGCGAGCACCGUCUCCGGGACGCAGGCGUGCUGUCCAGGCUGAGGCAGUACACAUGGCUCGUGCCGCUCAUACACACCCACUUCUGGGUGUCGGCGGCAUUCUCCCUCAUGCAGCCGUACUAUCCUCGUCUCGCGGCGAAAGCUGGUCUCGAAGCAUGGAAGUACGGCUUCGUAUUUUCGACGUUCAAGCUAACAAUGCUUCUUGGAUCCAUAUCCACAGAAAGACUUAUGAUUCUUUCGACUCCACUUAAAUGCUACCUCUGCGGCCAAGUUGGCUUCUUCCUGUACAACGUCAUGUUUGGGUCCCUCUACUGGUCACCAGGAGGCACCGUCUUCCUGGCCCUCUCCUUGGUGGCAGUAAUCUUCGGCGGCUUCGUGCAGACAGUGUACCUAGUCUCAGCGUACUCAGUAGUCACCUCGGAGCUGCACCAGAGCAGCGGUGUCAUCAUCGCCAUCAUGGAAUUCAUGUUCGGAUGCGGGAACAUGGCUGGUUCUGUGCUCGGAGGAACUCUGAUCGACUUGUGGGAAUACCCUCUGCCGUUCUUUGUCCUGGGCACCAUAAUCAUCCUAUCGAUUCCAUGGAUUAUCAAGCACAAGAAGGUCCCAAACAAGCAUCCCGAAGCUUCAGCUCCGCCUGAGGAGGCCCUGAUGCAGGAGCAAGGCUCGCAGAAAAAGCUGUAUAGGCUUCUUUGGGACCCACUGUUCAUGGUCAACAUGGUAACCCUUAUGCUCUCUUGGGUCAUCAUGGGUUUCAACGAACCGACUCUGGAACCAUACUUGAGACAGUUCAACCUCAGCAGCACGAGACUUGGAGUACUGUACAUGGUACAGUUUGCAAGUUACACCGUGGGCGCGGCAUUCGCGGGACUGUUUUGUUACGUCAAGAUGGCAGCAUUCUUUGCUUUUGCCGGGCAACUGAUGACGGCGUUUGCCUACCUGAUACUAGGCCCAGCGCCAUUUGUUCAGCAAGACCCGCAGCUGUGGAUGGUUUACGUCUCCCAGACGUUCACAGGUGUUGGAAUGGCUGCUCAAUUCAUUUGCAGCUUCUCAUUAGCGCUCAGCCAUACAGCUAAGCGGGGCUACCCGGACGACAUACGGACUACCGGAUUCGUGUCAACUGUUGUAGUGACAUUCUUAGUUAUUGGGGCCAUUACGACGCCCCCAAUAGCAGGGUACCUCGUAGAGAAAUUCAGCUACAGACCGGGAUCUAUGUUCCUCUUCGGCAUCCUUUUAUUCUGGACACCCAUAACACUUCUCCACUGGAUUUAUCUGAUGUACGUUCAACGCACGAGGAGUGCCGACGUAGCACUGCAGGAUCGGUCCAUUUCUUCUCGCAAGUCAUAAGUGUGCCAGGAGUUGUCACUUUGUGUCAGUAAUAAAUAUAUAUCCAUUUUUUUUGUAAA